AUGUCCAUCGACGACACCUCCUUCAGAACAGAACUCCGCACUACAAAAGUACUGGAAGGACCGUUCCCAGACCUAAACUUCGACACAUUCCCCCCAAACCCACAAGAUGCCUUCAAGAACUGGUUCCACGAAGCGGUAGCGGCAGGCGUGCGCGAACCACACGCAAUGACAGUCUCAACUGUCGAUGAAGAAGGAUGCCCAGACGCGCGCGUUUUAAUCCUCAAGAACGUCGAUAGUCGCGGAUGGCAUUUCGCCGUGAAGGCUGAUAGCCCUAAAGGAAAACAGUUGGUUGGCAAUGGGUCUGCUGCAUUGACGUUCUACUGGCCUUUGCUCGCUAGACAGGUUCGGGUGAAGGGGCGGGCUGUUGCGUUGCCCGGUGAGGAGAGUGCCAUGGAUUAUGCGGCUAGACCUGUUGCUUCGAAGGUUAGUGCUAUUGCGUCUGAGCAGAGUGAGGUUCUUGUUGAUCCGGGGGAUUUGGAGAGGAAGUUGGUUGCUACUGAGGAGGCUUUGAGGAGGGACUCUAUGGCUGGGGUUGAGAAGUGGAGGGUUUAUGCUGUUGAUGCUCAUGCCGUUGAGUUUUGGCAGGGGAAUGUUAGUCGGCUUCACCAGCGGUUGCAGUAUGUUUGGAGUAAGGAUGAUGGUAAAUGGGGGAAGCAGUUGCUUUGGCCCUGA
Molecule: messenger RNA, 672 nt
Organism: Penicillium canescens
Lineage: Eukaryota; Fungi; Ascomycota; Eurotiomycetes; Eurotiales; Aspergillaceae
Product: pyridoxine/pyridoxamine 5'-phosphate oxidase
Exons: 1
Coding region: 1-672 (223 amino acids)
Biological process (GO): pyridoxine biosynthetic process
Molecular function (GO): pyridoxamine phosphate oxidase activity; FMN binding
Source: RefSeq, a predicted model, not a curated record